This is a messenger RNA of Chrysemys picta bellii (western painted turtle), 2343 nucleotides long. The record is from RefSeq and is a predicted model, not a curated record. Lineage: Eukaryota; Metazoa; Chordata; Testudines; Emydidae.
GAAAGCGCUGGAGAGCAGAGGGAGAAAGGAGGCUCCUGUGUGGGGCAGGGACGCAGGCACCGGAGCUCCCAGGCUUGUGGGAAGCCUCAUUAGGAGACAGAGAAAGAAGGGGGGGGGUGUCAAUCAGCCAAGGGUGGGGGGAAGGGGCGCGAGCUCCUUUCUAAGGCUAGGGGAGAGCAGAGGGGUUCGGAGGUGACCAGCCAGUGCAAAAGCUUUGCCCCCUCCCAUCAUCCCCCCCCCUCCAGCUAGGAGCUGCCCGGUGCAUUUCUCUCUUCCCCACCCGGCUGCUUUGCCCCCUCCCGCUUCGAGAUGCCCAAUUUCUCCGGGAACUGGAAGAUGAAGCACUCGGAGAACUUCGAGGAGCUGCUGAAAGCGUUGGGCGUCAACGUGAUGCUGAGGAAGAUCGCGGUGGCCGCGGCUUCCAAGCCGGCCGUGGAGAUCAAGCAAGACGGCGAGACCUUCUAUAUCAAGACCUCCACCACGGUGCGCACCACCGAGAUCAACUUCAAGAUCGGGGAAGAGUUCGAGGAGCAGACCGUGGACGGGCGCCCCUGCAAGAGCCUGGCCAAAUGGGAAAGUGAGAACAAAAUGGUCUGCGAACAAAGGUUGCUGAAGGGGGAAGGGCCCAAGACCGGCUGGUCCCGGGAAAUGACCAACGAUGGAGAACUCAUUCUGACCAUGACAGCCGACGACGUGGUCUGCACGCGGAUCUACGUCAGGGAGUGAGACGCCCCGCUGAGCAGCGGAGGGUACUCCUGGCACCGCCCCCUUCCCGCUUGCCAAUUGCAGCCUCUCCGCCGACCUUCAGUAACCACUCCGCCGGACUCCAGAGUAUCCCGUUUACAUGAUGCAGGCCAGCGGCACCGCUCCACUUCAUAUUCCACUAUCAGCCAGUCUCCUCCCCUCUCCGCCCGCUCCUCCCACAGCCUCUCUUUGCCCAUGCAGCCCACAGAGCAAUGUGAACUCCUCCCAGCCCCUCGUCCAAGUGGGUGACACAGAGGGUCACCAUGUAUCCACCCCCACCUUGGCUAGAGGUGACGCUAACGAAGCUGUCACUCCCAGCCAUAGGGGGUUUGCCUGAUUUGCGCCAGGAUGGGGAAGGGGCCCUCUCUCAGCCAGUUCACGGUGGGCCCUGGAGAAUGCUCACCUUGGAGAUGACCCUGAGCCAAACCCCGCUUUCCAUCAGCCUCGGUGGGCUUUGGAUCAGGCCCAUGUCCUGAGCAAACCUGGCGGUGCCUUGAAGUCGCGGGAAUCGGGAUGUGAAUUAGCAGCCCAGGACUUAAUGGGCUGAGGGUUCUGCUUUGCCACUUCCGGCCGAUUUUUGUGCCCCUGGAGUAUGAGCCGGGUUAAGACAAUGAGGGCCACUCCGCACUGAUUUAGCCACCAGCUGCUGAAAUGCUUGGCAGUUCUGAGACACAUCUGCAUUUCCAGGUGCUGUCUCCCCAAGGCCUGAUUCUGGGUUAUUCCAUUCCUGCACGUGGAGCCAGGAUGUGGGGGAAUGGGUUAAGGUGGCUUUGCCCUCUGCGUAUUCUGGUGCUGUGCCCAGCCCACGGUGUACAUUAGUCUUCAUUGUCCUCUGCCCCCAUGGCCUCCCGAAUGUAGGGAGUACCUGUAGUGCACUGCACGCUGGCAACGCCCCCAAUUUCCUCUUUUCUGGGAGCAGGGCUGGUGGAGAGCCCUUACCCCAGCUCCACAUCGGCCAGGGAGGCCCACUGACAGUUGUACUGGUUUAACUAGAGGCGUGAAUUUAAACCGGCACAAACCCAUUAGUGCAUGCUUUUAAACCGGAAUAAGAGCAUCCACACGCAGGGGUUUGCCCUGGUUAAAGUGAACUGGUUUUAAAACCGAUUUCAGUUCAACUGGUGCAACUUUCCUGCGUAGACAAGAUCUUUGUUCCCGUGGGACAAACAGCUUAGCAGCAGUGCACUGAGGAGAUCAGAUUCCCUUCUAGAGUGGGGCUGAAGCUACUUAUACGGCAGAACCCAAAGGCACCUGGGUUGUACUUGAACUGUGGGCAGAUGGAGCGCUGAUUCUCAUCCCUACCCCUUUAUUUGCCCUCUCUCUGGAUGGAAUUUACCCCUGUGCGCAAAGCCUAUGUGUAACCACCCUGAUGCCGCACAAUGCUUUGUCCUCCCGUAAUAGGAAAAGCCCACCCCAAAGGCUCAGGUAUCCCAGUCCUGGGUUCAGUUCCCACACUUGACCAGAUUAGGGUGAUCAAUACCAGGAGCUGCAUGGGAUGUUUUUUUUUUUCUUCCAUGUGAAAAAUAUCAACAAACACAACAUUUCAGGUUUUCAUUAAAAAAAAGAAUCAUUUUUUCAAUAAAACCUCAAAUGUUUGAACAA